AUUAUUGUAAAUUAGUAUACUUUGCUUUCUUCUAAAUCUAUUUCACUUUAUUGCCCAUUCAUGGAAAAGAGAAGCUACAACCCACAAAAAAUAAAACUCGAUCUGAAACAUGUUCCUCCUCUAGAUCCUUCAAUCAUCACCCCAUCAUCCAAGGUUAAGUAUGAGAAACACAGACCAAAUUCAGGAGUUUUUGCGCCUCGAGUGGUAAAGGCUUGGCCUAAAGAGGGAGCGAAAGUUGCUGAAUUUGACGAUGCCUCAAAACUACGGCAAAAUUUGAAGGUUGGAGGUGCAAGUUUUUGUUCUACAAAGUGCAUAGACCCAAAUAGCACUAAAAACAACAUCCACGGAAAGAAUAUUGAAAGCAGUACUGGGAAUGAAAAGCGGUUGAGUGAAUCAAAAAGUGAAGAUGCUCCAGUUAAGGUCUCAGCGAAGUCACAAUUGCAUGAGGUCUGCGCUGCAAAAAAUUGGAAGCCUCCUUUGUUCGAGUGCUUCAAAGAAGAGGGACCAGACCACUUUAAAUUAAACCCUGUGGUUACUGCAUUGACUGCAGGAUUGCUACUUUUUGCGAAACUUAUUGCUUUAGGUUGUGUGAAUGCUGUAAGAUUUCCCAGGCUGUGCCUAAUAUGAAAUGCUGUAAACAGGUUCACCUACAAGGUGACUUUUGUUAUAGAAUCCUCGAAAACCUUUUUGGAGAGCUUCAGUGCUCCUCAGCCUACGAAAAAAACAGCAGCAGAGCAUGCAGCUGAAGGGGCAUUGUGGUACUUGAAUCAUUUGGGCUAUUUUCCAAUCCAGAAAUGAAGUUCAACUAACAAAUUUCAAGCACCCACUUAGAUUAGAUCGUCUCUUUCCUCUCACACCAACAGAGGCUAGUAGCAAGAAAUUGUAACAAAUUCGUUGUUUGCUUGAACUCUUUGGUAUAAUUUGUUCAAUGACUUGUAUAUUCAAAACAAUAAAACUAUGUGAACUGAGUUUUGAGUAUCUAAUUGGGUAUUUAGAUGAUGUAUAAUCAUGUGAUUGAGUGAUUGUGAAUUAAAGAUAAAAUAACUCUCAAUCACAUAAUGACAUAUCAUUUGAAUACUUAAUUAGCUACUCAAAACUAGGUGUAUAUAGUAUUACGCUAUUCAAAAUUGUAAAAAUCAUUUGAAUACUCAAUUAGCUACGUGUAUAUAGUAUUGCUCUAUUCAAAAUUGUAAAUCUCUGUUCAGCUGACGCCAUUGAGAGGAAAUAAAGUGUACAUGAUCUGACUUUAUUUGAAGUAGCCUCUUUGUUGUCAUUAGCAGUGACUUCUGUAUUAGUAGUAGUCUUUGUAAGGACCACUUUAUGUAAAUUUUUAUCUGUAAUUCAGAAUUUAAUCAAAGAGUCGGCUUUUACAUAGUGACUA
This is a messenger RNA of Mangifera indica (mango), 1381 nucleotides long. RefSeq names its product ribonuclease 3-like protein 1. NCBI's taxonomy places the organism in Eukaryota, Viridiplantae, Streptophyta, Magnoliopsida, Sapindales, Anacardiaceae. The record is from RefSeq and is a predicted model, not a curated record. Bases 61 to 627 code for a protein of 188 amino acids. The transcript has 4 exons.